CUCGGGGCCGGCAUCGGCCGCGCUGGGCCCGGGCCCGGACAAGCGCCAGCGAGGGCUCUGAGCAGGGCCGCUCCAGCUGGGGAAGGGUCAGCGCCCGCCGUGGGGGACCCAUCCGGGGUCCGACCGCCCCUCUCGAGCUCUGUCUCCUGGGCUGAGCCCGCCCCCUUCUCCCCCGCCAGGGCCUGGCUCCUGGGCCCGAGUCUGGUUCCCGGGACUGAUCUUCGCUCCUUUGCUCGCUUCCGUCCCAGCGGGGGCCCUGGCGCCGGGGCCUGAGCCCCUCUCCCGAGCAGGGGCAGAGCCCGGUUCUCUUGCUGCCCCCAGCUGUGGAGGUUCCGUAUCCAGCACCUGAGCUUUGCUGAUGCUCCCCUAGCCUCUGCCUGCAGGGGCCCUGUCCAGCUGUGGCGCCUGUCGUCAUCUGUGUAGAGCCCUCGGCAGCUGCUGGAAACAUCUGCAUGUGUCAGACUUACCAGAGUCUGUGAUUGUUUCAGUACCUAUCCCGGGGGGGAGGGGGGCACAUUGACUGCCCAGGUGUCUCACCAGGGCGUCUGCGGCUCACCUUUGAACAACUCGAUUCAGGACUCCAGUGCCUGUUUGACACUUGUCUCUGUUUGUGUCAACUUGAGUGCCCACAUGUGGGAUUUGGCUGACUCCUUUAUAGGGAGCCUGGGUUUGAAAUUGUGGAGCCUCUUCUUUUAUAGUAAUUAAUUAGAGUAGCCUAGGUCUAUCCUGUGCAGACUUUCUCUUGGGACUCUUUGGAAACUUCAGCAGAGGAUAUAUGCUUAGUGUGCGGUUCUGUAACAGAGACAAUCUAAGCCUCCCCUAAAACAGCCUUGAGUGCCUCUGCUAUUGCAUUGCAAGGUUCAGUGUAUCUUUGCCUGCCUACAUCAAUCUGCAAGGGAGUUGCAGAAAAGCCUCAUGUUCAUCGAGCCGAGAUGAAACCAGGCAAAGGGUGAAGUUUACAGAUGAUCGUGUCUGCAAGAGCCAUCUCCUGGACUGCUGCCCUCAUGAUAUCCUGGCAGGAACACGCAUGGACCUGGGAGAAUGUACAAAGAUCCAUGACUUGGCGCUGAGAGCAGACUAUGAGAUUGCAAGUAAAGAGAGGGACCUAUUUUUUGAGCUGGAUGCUAUGGAUCACCUGGAGUCCUUUAUCGCAGAGUGUGACCGGAGAACUGAGCUGGCUAAGAAACGCCUGGCUGAAACUCAAGAGGAGAUCAGUGCUGAAGUGUCUGCAAAGGCAGAAAAAGUUCACGAGCUGAAUGAAGACAUAGGAAAACUGCUGGCUAAAGCUGAGCAGCUGGGAGCUGAAGGAAAUGUGGAUGAAUCCCAAAAGAUCCUGAUGGAAGUGGAGAAGGUCCGAGCAAAGAAGAAAGAAGCAGAGGAAGAAUACCGCAAUUCCAUGCCCGCAUCCAGUUUCCAGCAGCAGAAGCUGCGCGUCUGUGAGGUCUGCUCAGCGUACCUUGGUCUCCAUGACAACGACCGGCGUCUCGCUGAUCACUUUGGAGGCAAAUUACACUUGGGCUUCAUUCAGAUCCGUGAAAAAUUGGACCAGUUGAGGCGUGUGAAUUCUUUCUCAACUCAGAAAAUGGUGGCAGAAAAACAGGAGAAAAGAAACCAAGAUCGUCUGAGGCGGAGAGAAGAGAGAGAAAGAGAGGAGAGAAUGGGCAGACGGUCUGGCUCCAAAAAUAGAGAUCGCAGAAGAUCACGAUCUCGGGACAGGAGACGAAGGCGCUCACGAUCCGCUUCCCGUGAGAAACGGAAGUCCCGCUCCAGGUCCCGAGAGCGAGAUAGACACAGACGCCAUCGGAGCCGCUCACGCAGCCACAGCAGAGGUCACCGCCGGGGUUCCAGAGACAGGAGUUCAAAACACAAAUCCUCUAGAGACCGAUCUUCAAGAGAAAAGUCACGAGACAGAGAGAGGAAAGAGAAGAGCUCUUCUGAAAGACGGCAUGAGAGCACAAAUGGCAAAUCUCGUUCCAAGAGAUCGGAAGAGAGAGAAGCUGGCGAGAUCUGAACUCAAAUGAUCUGUAUUGCACUGUAAAUAGUCUGAUAAACAUUCUACAACAAGCCUAAAUUUCCCAUUUAUAUUUACUGAACACAACUCAUCUUUUGUAGUUUUGAAUUUGUAUUAUUUGGCAGAUAGCUGUGAGUUUGUAGAGAUACAGAGUUACGUACUGGUUACCAGGAUUUUGUUUUAGUAGGAAUAAAUAAAUCUGAUAAAUUGACUUCAACGCAGGUCAGUGAUUUACAUGUGUUGAUUGGCAUGACCCAAGGGAAUGCAGCAGUUAGAGCUAGUGCUGUGGUUGGAAACGUAACCUGCUGUAUCAUUUGUAACACUGAUGCCCUUUUGGAAUGUCCACUUGCCCCUUCAUGCAAUUCAAGUUGAGAUCAUCAGUAGCACUGGUGCUACCUCAAUUCACAUUUUUCCUUUGGUUUGUGCACAUUCAGAGGAAUUUAAGGUUUUUCUUGCUUUUUUUAAGUGCUUAGCAACUCAUUUUGUGUUUCCAGUGUUUGAGAAACAUCUCAGUAUUCCAGCUAAUUUAGGACAAACAAAACUAGCCCCUAAUUUCCCUCUUAAACCACUCCAGUUCAUCUUCAUGACGAUGACCAAAGUACCUGGGGCACAAUACUGAGAUACACUUGGGCCUAUCCCUAGUAAUAUUUACACAUACCUACUAUAAAAAGCCUGUGUUCAAGUGAAACAAAAUAUCUGGAUUGAUCUCUUUGUAACGGAGUUCAGUCAUGCUAAAUGGAGGUAGCCUUCUUGUCAGGGUGGAGCAGAAUUGUACUUUGUACAUGUGACGGCACCUUGAGCUGUGGCCUCUUAAGACAGAAGGUUGCCUAAUAAGGGUGGGCCCUUGGCCUGGUUUCUGUGUGUAUGAAUUUACACUGAACUGACUUAUCUCAUUGGUCCUUACAACUGAGGUGAAAGGAACCUGGACUAUAACACAGUGUGGGAAGAAUCAAAUACCUGUAACUAGAUGAAUUUUAAAAUUAGGGAGGAAAAACUUCCUCUGAGUUCACUGUGCCAGCCACGGUGGCGAUCACAAGGAUCGCGCUAUUGUGAGACUUCCCACAGAAUAAUUUAGCUGAAGCAAUUAGUAUGUGCAGAAUCAUGAACUAAAGUAAUGUAACUCCAGCCACUGCUGUCCAGUUUUGACUUCCCAACCUACUCAUUAAUUAGGUUAGGCGGGUAUCUGAAAUUAACAAUUAAAUCUUACCAUUUUCCCAUAGUGGAAACUUAAGGUAUUUGUAAAUACUAUUGCAUUAGUGUGGCCAGCGUGUUAGGGUUUUCCAGCCACUUUUUUUUCCUUGCUGAGCCUCUGAUAAUUCACUUAACUCUUGGAUUUCCUUUAAUUUGUGGGGGAGUGGGGUUUUUUGUUUUUUGCAGAGGUGCAGGAGUUGUCCUUGGUGUGUUAGUCUUCUAGAUGCAUGUUUAGGUAUUGUGGGGGAAUCUAGUUCCUUUUUGUUUUACAACUAAUACUGCAUUUUAAUUAUUGUUUUGUAAUCUCUAUGUAUCACAAUUGGUGAGCUCCUGCUUUUCAGGGCUCUUAUUUACAAGGUCAUCAUUAGAAUAAAUUAACCUGUGAUGAGGGAACAUCACACAGGUUGGCAGCUGAGUGAUAUGCUGGGCUCAACUCUUGUCUUCAGGUACACCUGCAGCUCCUGUUGAAGCCAAUGGCAGGGGUGUACAUGUUGCUUAGAGCAGAGCCUGGCCCAGCAUAUUUCCUUUCUAGGAACACAAAGGCUUUAAUAACAAAUAAAACUCUAAAGCUGAUCACACAAGUGUAAUGGAGUGUUAGAAAGGAACCCACCACGCAUUGAUUUGUUGUAUGUUGCGGUUUAUCAUGUUGGAGCAUUUUGUUCUUUAUAGCACCUUUGCUUAUGAGGAGUUUCGGUCUAAGUAUAAAAAUGUAAGUAAAAUAUGCUGUUCUCUUGCCAGUCUUACUCACAUUAAAGAUUUAUGUUUGUGGCU
Mauremys reevesii (Reeves's turtle) is the source of this 3973-nucleotide messenger RNA. RefSeq names its product LUC7 like (gene LUC7L). The transcript is spliced from 11 exons. The record is from RefSeq and is a predicted model, not a curated record. Gene Ontology annotation, biological process: mRNA splice site recognition. Gene Ontology annotation, molecular function: mRNA binding. Gene Ontology annotation, cellular component: U1 snRNP; U2-type prespliceosome. The coding region runs from base 1028 to 2011 and encodes 327 amino acids. Lineage: Eukaryota; Metazoa; Chordata; Testudines; Geoemydidae.